UAGAGGGAUUAAGCUCCCUAGUGUUAGCUUUGAGACAAUUUUUCCAUCCAGUGUAUUUGCAGCAAAUCCGAUUUAAACCACGGGUUCAAUCCCAAAGUCGUUUAUUUUAUUAUUUAUGAAACGGCCGCUGCAUACUCCGCAAGACCUAACAACUGCCCCAGAAGACUUUGCAAAAUCGAAAGUGAUUAUUAAAGUUGUAGAAGUUGCUGUUUUAUCUUUUGUUAAACAAUUUUACGGGUCUCAAGCAUGGUUUUCGUGAAUGCGUUGAAGCCACUUUGAAUUCCGCAACGUCCCAAACAAUUUAUUUACUCUGGUUCCCUGCCUUUGUCCUGCGAAAAAUCGAUUCCAGUUAUCCUGUGCCACCGUGCUGUCAUAUUCCCGAGCUUUCGCUUUCGUAUUGCAGUGAAAGCAAAGUAGAGCGACAGGCCGUUCGGUCCAGGUGUAAUGAAUUCGGAGUAGAGGACGUUGUUUUCGCCAGGACUCUCGCAUGAGCCAAGAUGAUUGUUACGUCCGCUUUGGGCUUGGAUAGCACUCCGACGUUGGGCACCGUCGAGGUGACCACGCUGUUGGGCGCCUUUUUCGGGGUCCUCGUUCUGCUGCUCCUCCUGUUCCUGUACAUCAGUCGCAAGUGCUGUUUCCACUACCGCCAUGCCAUUAACUGCUGCGACGAGCGCCACUUGGCGGCCAAGUGCGUCCAAAAGAUCACACGGAAGCGACGCUACGAGAACACCAGUUCCGACUCGGAGGAGGACAUCCUGCGGCGCCUGAGGUGGCACCAACAGCACCAGCUGGGCGAGAAGCCGGGCGGCUACGGGCUGGGGAUCAGUCAAGCGAAUCCGCUGACAGCACAGGGCUUUAACUACCAACAGACCGGCGCUGACCUGCAGCGGGUCACGGUGACGCGUGACCCCUUGGCCACCGCCGAGCGGGGCAAGGUCGGAAUCCCGUCUUCGCACAGCGAGUGCAGCUCAAACGACUCCAUGGAGGCUUCCGUGGACAGUCAUACCGGCAUCCUUAUGGCCGUGAGCAAAGCCACAGCCCCUCACCCGGCAACAUCUUUUCGCAAUCCGUAUGCGGAGCACCGAGCCAAGACGCAGGCUCUAAGGUACCAACACAGGGUGGAGGUGGCUGCCCCACUCAAAAUCGAAAAGGAGCAGGACAGUGUCGUCGUGGUCCCGAUCGGCAGCACGUUCAGCACGAGCAAUAACAACCCAAGUGCUACGACCAACAACAAUACAAGCAGCAACAAUAACGAUGACGAACCCCUGUUUGACACCAGCGAUCUUGGCUCGAUUAAAUCGGAUGACCUACUGGUAGGGAUUGAUCCCAAGGUCCCAGCUGUCCAGCGCGGACCCAUCGAGCUAGAAUUGUCAUUGCUGUACGACGCCCCCAUGCGGAAGAUGACUGUGCACGUGAUGCAGGCUAGAAGCAUUCCGCCUCUAGGCAGUGGUCAGCCCACCCACACGCAGGUGCGGAUGCUGAUGCUGCCCAGCAAGAAGCAGAAACUGAAGACCAAGAUCCGCAGCGGCGAGAACCCUCAGUACAUGGAAAGCUUCCUGCUGCACCGUGUUAACCCGGAGGAAGUGAACAACAUGGGCCUUCGGGUGCGGCUUUACGGUUGCGAGCGGCUACGCAAGGAGCGCCUGAUUGGGGAGGCCUAUGUAAGCUUCGCGACUGUGGAUCUGGAGCUGGAGACGAACCUGUGGCUGCCGCUUGAGCCCCGUAACACCUCCUCAGGUCUGGGCUCCACCAGCGAUCUCUUGAGCUUGGCGCGAUCGGAUAGCGCAGGCUCCACUUCGUCCAUGCAACACGGUGGAGUGUCCGAGUUGCUGCUGGGCCUAAGCUACAACGGAGUCACCGGAAGGCUGAGCGUGGAGAUCAUCAAGGGCAGUCAGUUCCGCAGCCUGUCGCUAAACAAGGCACCAGACACCUACGUUAAGAUGGUAAUGGUUAGCAGCAUAGGGCAGGAGAUAUCUCGGGCCAAAACUUCAACUCGUAGAGGCCAGCCCAACCCCCUCUUCAAGGAGACAUUCGCCUUCCAGGUGGCCUUGUUCCAGCUCAACGACGUCACUCUGAUGAUCUCCGUGUACGCCAAGCGGCACAUGAAGAAGAACGAGAUGGUCGGCUGGUUCAGCCUCGGCCUGAACUCGUCCGGAUCGGAGGAAGUGGCCCACUGGGCGGAUGUGUGCGAAAUGCCUAAGGGCGAGAUGCUGGCCCGCUGGCACGUUUUGGUGGAUUCCUGAUUCGAGCAGCUGGGCCAGCCCUCUGGACGCAGCGGAAAGGCCCUCCGAAAGCUGGGCCUUACUGCGUUUAAGGACCGGUCCCGCGAGAAAGGUUCAAGUAAGUCGUGCCUGGAGGAGGAUACUGCUCAAUUCCCUGCAGACAAUGCGGUUGCAGUCGAUAUUGAGCCGGGCCUGGAACUGGACUUUGUUUAAAGCAAAGGUCGGUGUUUGUGAUUUGUUUUUACGAGGGUCGAUGCACUUACGACGGCUGUUGUCGUCUAGUGUUUGGCCCGGGAUGAGACAGACCAAAUGGUUUGGAUCAUCUGAUCAAUCUAGCCUAGACUGGGCCAUGAUGUAUUUGUAGUUUGGAAUCAAUUUGGCACACAUUUUGUUCAUAAAAUGUGAGAAAUAUGAAACACUAAAACGAAUAACUUAGAAUUUUGAAAUUUUAUACGCAAUGGUAGGUGCUACCUAAAGUGCAAUACCAGUACAUAAAUUACUACUCAAAAUUUGAAUUUUAUGAUUGUUUGUGAUAAAGAUUACUAUUUGAUUAUCUGAGGGGCGAAAAGAGUACGCACACGUACGUUUAUGCAUCUGUACUCAUAUACAGAUAAGUGACGAAUUUUUGUAAUUAACCUUUCUGCAUCUUAUAUUUAAAUAUUAAGCCCGGCUGCCCAAAGUCUGUUAGGACUAGCACUUUUUUAUUACAGAAAAUAUGAAAACCGAAAAUACAUACAUACAUAGGAACAAUUGUAGUUAAUACAAACAUGCAUAAAUGCGUCAUACCUGCAAGUUCACACACAUGAAUUGAUACAAUUAACUCUUGCUAUUUUGAUCAAGAGCUAUGCUCGUGUUCCAGUUUUGAUAUUCAGAGAAAGACAAAGAAGAAAGUAUCGGUACCUUAGAAUUCAAACGCACAAGACAUCUUCUACAUCAGAAGAACAGUUGGCAAAACAAAGUUGAUUCACAAAUUGGAACCUACAAUGUAAUACAUGCAUGUCGAUUUUAUUAGAGCUUUAUUUCGAAGUAAGCAUUGGACAACUGAGCUGGGUACUUGGGGUCCUUAGAUCGAAUAACCGACGACUUUAUCGGUGUGGUUGAAAUACUUAAUGCUCCCUUAAAUGUGAGCGUAUCGUUUAAGCAUUGAACAGCAUGAAUUACAUAAGUUUAACUUAUAAAGACAGUUACUUGAAAGCUUUAAUAAAUAUCUAAACUAAUUUAUUUUUAAAUUCCAUUUAAAUUGAAACAUGAAAAUCAAGAACUAUUAAGCUAUUGCCAUGCUCGUGCAAUAAACUUAAUAUUCGUUUGUAUGUAAAACCAUAUGAAUGUAUUUUGUAAAUUAAGUGCAUACAUCUUUUUAAAAUCUGUAUGUUUUGAGUGUCGAAUAUUUUAUAAGCACAUUUCAAGAGAAUGUGUGUUCGUUGUUCAACAAAUGCGAUAUAUUAGCUAGACCUACAACUUUAUGUUGUAUGGAAAGAGAGGCUAAAUAUAAUCAAAUUUUCGAGAACGUUAAUGUCAGUAUUAAACAUUUCAAAGCAGUACAACAGCGGUUAACCUCGACCCAAGGUUCGGAGAUAUUGUCAAAUAUUUCUGACUCUGAGCAGGAUCUCCCUCCAUUAAUUACAAGCAAAUAAAGUGAUCUCUUUUUUGAGACGGAUAACAUAACAUCUAUUUCUACUCCUCAAUUUAAACAAUUAAAUUGUCAUUGUUGAUUAUCAAAAGAAUAAUUUUAGUAUAACUUAAUUGCCAUUUAAAAUAAACCGAUAUUAUAUCAAAACCAAAA
Molecule: messenger RNA, 4005 nt
Organism: Drosophila biarmipes
Lineage: Eukaryota; Metazoa; Arthropoda; Insecta; Diptera; Drosophilidae
Gene: Syt14
Product: synaptotagmin-14
Exons: 5
Coding region: 498-2243 (581 amino acids)
Source: RefSeq, a predicted model, not a curated record